CCACGUAUUUGCUACUAUCACUUCACCAUGGAAUACUACACUGUACUGGGCGCCGCUUGCCAAGUAUGCACGCCAAAUGCCACCAACACCGUCUGGAGUCAUUGUCAAUGUGUUCUUGCUGAUGGUGUCGAACGUGGUAUACUCACGGUGAAUCGUAUGAUACCCGGGCCCAGUAUACAGGUGUGUGAAAAUGACAAAGUCGUUAUCGAUGUGGAAAAUCACAUGGAAGGUAUGGAGACAACAAUUCAUUGGCACGGCAUUUGGCAGCGUGGCUCACAAUAUUAUGAUGGUGUGCCAUUCGUAACACAGUGUCCCAUACAGCAGGGCAACACUUUCAGAUAUCAGUGGACCGGCAAUGCAGGCACGCACUUCUGGCAUUCUCAUCACGGUCUACAGAAAUUAGAUGGUAUUUACGGCAGCAUAGUUGUACGUCAGCCGCCGUCGCGUGAUCCCAACUCACAUAUGUAUGAUUUCGAUUUGACUACACACAUUAUGCUGAUUAGCGAUUGGUUGCAUGAGGAUGCCGCAGAACGUUAUCCCGGACGCUUGGCCGUGAAUACUGGUCAAGAUCCCGAAUCGGUGCUAAUCAACGGCAAGGGUCAAUUCCGUGAUCCCAAUACUGGUUUCAUGACAAAUACGCCAUUGGAAAUUUUCACAAUCACACCAGGACGUCGCUAUCGUUUCCGUAUGAUUAAUGCCUUCGCAUCCGUUUGUCCAGCGCAGGUGACAAUUGAGGGUCACACAAUGACGGUAAUUGCUACCGAUGGUGAACCAGUGCAACCGGUUGAUGUGAAUACGAUCAUAUCGUUCUCAGGUGAACGCUAUGACUUCAUUAUCAAUGCCAAUCAACCUGUCGGCGCUUACUGGAUACAGGUGCGCGGUUUGGGUGAAUGUGGCAUUCGUCGCGCUCAACAGUUGGGUAUUUUGCGUUAUGCGCGCGGCCCCUAUCAACCAGCAUCGGCUCCACCAACCUACGAUGUCGGCAUACCACAGGGUGUGGUCAUGAACCCUCUGGACGCCCAAUGUAAUACACCGAGAAACGAUGCUAUCUGCGUGAGUCAGCUGAAGAGUGCGCUGGAUGUACAUCGCGACAUUUUAACACAAACGCCCGAUGUGAAGAUCUUCUUGCCCUUCCGCUUCUACGUUUACCGUCCGGAAGAGCUGUUCCAGCCAAACACCUACAAUCGUUAUUUGGUUGCGCCCACUGGUGAUCAUGUCAUCUCUCUGGUCGACGAGAUCUCGUACUUGUCUCCACCGGCGCCACUUACCUCGCAAUUCCAUGAAAUCAAUCCCGAACAAUUCUGUAACGGUGAUAAUCGUCCCGCUAAUUGUGGUCCAAAUUGCAUGUGUACCCACAAAAUCGAUAUACCGCUGAAUGCAAUUGUGGAAAUUGUGCUAGUUGAUGAAGUUCAACAGCCUAACUUGUCACAUCCCUUCCAUUUGCACGGCUACAGCUACAGCGUUAUCGGUAUAGGUCGCUCACCCGACACCAGCGUCAAGAAAAUUAACUUGAAGCACGCCUUGGACUUGGAUCGACGCGGUCUGUUGCACCGUCAAUAUGAUUUGCCACCACAAAAGGAUACACUGCCAGUGCCAAAUAAUGGUUACGUGGUGUUACGUUUCAAAGCGGAUAAUCCCGGUUUCUGGUUCUUCCAUUGUCACUUCCUCUUCCACAUAACGAUCGGUAUGAAUCUGAUAUUGCAAGUUGGCACAAAUGCCGACUUACCACCAGUGCCACCAGGUUUCCCAACGUGCGGUGAUCACAAGGCGCCCAUACCGAUUAAUUAACUAUAAUACAACCUAAAAGGUGCCAAAUUCUUUCUAGACUUCUUCUAGUAUAUAGAAAGUGAAAAAUAUAUAGUAAACAAAUUUCUUAAUAUAAACAAGCCACAAAAGAUGAUAAAAUGUGUUCUGUAAAAAAAAAAAGAAGCACCUCGACAAGUGAAGUGCAAAAAGCACAGCCUUAAAAGGAAUGAUGAAAAACAAAUAGACCGAACAUGGAAAGUUAAUUUUAUCAAAACAUCAUCGUUAAAAAAAUAGUGCCUAAAACGAGGAAACAGUCGUUUAAGAAUGAGCUUUGAAAGCUCUAAUCAUCAUCAAUAUAGCAUCAACAAAUCAUGUAAAUGCUCACGAGUAACAAACAUUUUAUCUACCACAACAAUAGCGACAAUUAUAAAAAUAACAAAAAACUUCGUGCUUUUAUGAGCUUUACCAAUGCACAAGCUCUGCCAACAUAAGACUUGCGUGACACGCACACAUACAUACAUAUACACUUUAGGAGAGGAAUGAUGUACACAGGGGAAAUGCGAACGUGAGCGGUAGAAGUGAAGUGAACGUGACCUUGUGUAAACACGGUGAUUGGAUGUGAAAGCGGAAAAAGAACGAGAUUUGCGCGUCGAUUUGUGCGCAGCAGUCAUGAAUAAAAUAACUAAAUGAUAAAUAUUUUAAUUUUAUGUUUUUGUAUUUUUUUAUUUCUUUUUUUUUUUUAAUUUUUAACCACUCCUACUUAGCUUAUGCUGCUUCUUUUUGUAAUUAUUUUCCAAUUUUGUUUGAUUUAGUUUAUAUAUUUUUAAGCUUAUAGAUGACUGUAAAAUAAUUAAGUUGCUUCGUUUUUUUAUUAUUAAUUUUUUUUCUAAUGCCCUACUUCCAACGAAAUUUUGCAAUAUCCUUACUCACUAUAUUCCUU
Rhagoletis pomonella (apple maggot) is the source of this 2686-nucleotide messenger RNA. Its product is annotated as laccase-5-like. The coding region runs from base 28 to 1788 and encodes 586 amino acids. The record is from RefSeq and is a predicted model, not a curated record. Gene Ontology annotation, molecular function: copper ion binding; oxidoreductase activity. Gene Ontology annotation, biological process: iron ion transport. Gene Ontology annotation, cellular component: plasma membrane. The transcript has 8 exons. Lineage: Eukaryota; Metazoa; Arthropoda; Insecta; Diptera; Tephritidae.